Messenger RNA from Musa acuminata subsp. malaccensis (wild Malaysian banana), 2789 nucleotides. RefSeq names its product transcription factor GTE4. NCBI's taxonomy places the organism in Eukaryota, Viridiplantae, Streptophyta, Magnoliopsida, Zingiberales, Musaceae. Gene Ontology annotation, molecular function: protein binding. The record is from RefSeq and is a predicted model, not a curated record.
CCGACCCAAACACCGCAUCCUCUUCCUCGAUCCCGUUAUUGUUCCGCAGAGAGCGAGCGACGGGGAGCAAGAUCGCGUCGUUAGGGUUAGGGUUUUCAUCGUCUCCAAACUCCUCACUCGCUUCGCUUCGGGCGUUUCGUCCUACUCGUCCUGAUUCGAUUCAGGGUUUACCCUCUCAAACCCGAGCCGCCGCCCUCUCUGCGUCCGUUUCAUGCAUGGCUUCGGGCCCCGCUGCCGCUGCCGCCGCCGCCGACGACGGCGAUGGCAUCAGUGAGACCCGACGGACGCCGGAGUUAAAGGUAUACAGCCGCAGGCGUCGCGGUAAGAACACCCCUGCGGCCGACGCCCAGAAUCCCCAGCCCUCCUCCCGGGAAACCCUAGCCACCACUACCACCACCGGCGACGUUGACUCCUCCCUUCAGCAACCGCCUCCGCCGCCCCCUUCUCCGCCGGAGCGUCACCAGUUCCAACGCUCGGCCUCUUCGGGCAACGAGGCCUCGAGCCUGAACCGCCACGAGCCGGAGGCCACGCCCGACCCCAAGGGCUCUGCUCCCCACCAGCAGAACGGCCACGUUGCGGUUGAGGACGCCAAGCGGUCGCAAGGGGAGGCCCGUGACCUACGCCGGAUGCUCACCGCCCAGCUGGAUCAGGUGAGGGACCUCCUCAAGAGGCUUGAGACCCGUGAGCACCAGCUCUCCGCCAUCCCCUCUGCUGGCGGCGGAGGCAGCGGCGUCGGUGCUGCUCCUUCUCAACUCUCGGUAAAUCAUGUCAACACUCCGGUGGCGAGUAAGAGAGAAUCGGUGUUUUCCGAGGCCAUUUCUGCCACCCCUGCCCCAUUACGUCCCCAGCUCAACAUCUUGGUGCCACCUGGUGUCGGUUCCAGGAACAGCCUUGGUACUUCCACGAUAGAAAGGGAGAAGAGAACGCCCAAGGCGAAUCAGUACUUCCGUAGCUCGGAUUUCAUUCUGGGGAAGGAGAAGUUUCCUCCUUCAGUAUCUCAGAAGAAGUCCAAGUCCAGCAAAAGCAGGAAGCACUCGACCGUGGAAUCAGAUUAUAGGGCAUCAGCCAACAAGAAAAUUUAUGCGAAUGCCUUCAGGAGCUGCCGGACACUGCUCGAUAAGCUCAUGAAGCACAAUUUUGGAUGGGUAUUCAAUAAGCCAGUGGACGUCGAGGGUCUCGGUCUCUAUGAUUACUUCUCCAUCAUAAAGCACCCAAUGGACCUUGGCACCGUGCAAUCCCGCUUUGCCAGUAAUUUCUACGAGUCUCCCUUGGAAUUUGCAGCAGAUGUUAGACGUACAUUCCAGAACGCCAUGUUGUACAAUCCCAAGGGGCAGGAUGUGCACGUUAUGGCUGAGCAGCUCCUCAACGUCUUCGAGGAGAGAUGGUCACUGAUCGAGACAGAGUUCACUGAGCAUUUGCAUCAGCUACAUUUGUUCAGUAUGAGAAACCCCCCCUCUUUGGAUAUGAGAACUCUUGAGAUGUCGAGCUCCACUGUGCAACCCAUGGAGAUCGAUAUGAGGCCUGUGGUGCAACCCAUGGAGAUUGAUAUGAGGCCCGAACAAAACCAGACCCAGCAUUUUGGCCGGCCUACAGCUCUGAAGAAACCCAAGGCUAAUGACAUAAACAAGCGGGACAUGACAUUCCGGGAGAAGCAGACAUUGAGACGUCAUUUGGAGAGCCUGCCACCAGAGAAGCUGGAAACUGUUGUACAAAUUAUUAAGAAGAGGAACUCUGUUUUGAACCUACAUGAUGACGAGAUUGAGGUGGACAUAGAUUGUGUAGAUGCAGAAACACUUUGGGAGCUUGAUAGAUUUGUAACUAACUAUAAGAAGACUCUAAGUAAGCACAAACGGAAGGCAGAGCUUGCGAUGCUUGCUAGGGCUGAGGCAGAGCGCCACAACCGAGAAAGGUUGAAUGGAGAGGAUCCUUAUCCAGUUGUUGCUGAAGUGCCCGAGCAAGUCAAGAAUGCGGUGGAUCAGAAUAAGGUUGCUGCUCCUUUGACAGAAGCAGGAGCAAAUAAUGGAAAUGAUGAGAGUGGGUCAAGUGGUUCCAGUCGAUCCAGCAGUGACUCUGGAUCCUCUGAUUCUGAUUCUGAUACUGAAAGCUCCUCAUCAUAUGAAUCGGAUGCUGCACAUUCGCCUGGGAAUUGAACAGAUUUCACUUAGAUGUCAGAUGCUUUGUGGACAAUCAUUGUUCUUCGAGGUUUCACAUGGAUUCCCCACAUAAAAAGGUGACAUGUUAUCUAAGUGCAUAGCGUUGUUUCCCCCAUGAAACUGGUCUUAUUUCUUUCUUUAAUAGAUGGAGAAUGCAGACCACCUUCACUUGGCAAUUUUUUUGUGAGAUGGUCUUGUUAGCAGUUUCUUUUACAAAUAUGAUUGUACAGAAGGAUUUGCGAUCCAUAGAGUUUCUGAAUGGCCCUCAUUUAUCUUUCUCAAUUGUAGCAUAGCUUGUGCAUAUUUUUAGAAUAUGCUUUUUCAGUGUAAUAGUUUAAAAUAACUUAAUGCACAGGAGCCUCUUAUUUCGUUUAGCCAUAGGGCUCAGAAAGAUAUCUGGUAGUCCGAGUAUCCCGUCGCCCGUCGUCGCUUACAUUUGUCGUCUGAGAUUGAGAAAGGUGGAAUAUUUGGGACCUCCAUCCCUGGUGAAGUUGGAUUGCCAUGUUGACUUUGUUGCUGUGAGGCUUCCAGGAGACCAGGCAAACUGUCUCCUCUCGACUUCUGCUAAUACUUGUUCUUGUUGCACAAUCUGAUGGCGGUAUUUAUAUUACAAUUGCCUGCGUUUGUUUUUGCCUU